Hirundo rustica (Barn swallow) is the source of this 1015-nucleotide messenger RNA. RefSeq names its product nudix hydrolase 6 (gene NUDT6). The record is from RefSeq and is a predicted model, not a curated record. The transcript has 5 exons. NCBI's taxonomy places the organism in Eukaryota, Metazoa, Chordata, Aves, Passeriformes, Hirundinidae. The coding region runs from base 1 to 864 and encodes 287 amino acids. Gene Ontology annotation, molecular function: NADH pyrophosphatase activity; ADP-ribose diphosphatase activity; NAD binding.
AUGGCGGGCCCGUGGCGGGCGCUGCGGAGGGCGCGGAGCUGGGCGGCCCUAGCGAGGCUGCGGGCGAGGCCGGAUAAGUUCGGGGGGGUGAGCGUGGACCUAGGCGAGCUGCGCGGCUCCCCGCGGCUGGAGCGGGCCGCCUUUGGGCGGUGGCUGCGGGAGUCCGUGUCUCAGUGGCAGGAUGAAGGCCGUGUUGCUGUUUGGCUCCGUGUCCCCAUCCUCCAGAGCAGCCUUGUGGCAGUGGCUGCUUCCCAAGGCUUUGCCUUCCACCACGCUGAGCAGGGCUCGUCCACCCUGACGCUGUGGCUGGGAGAGGGGCCCAGCAGGCUGCCGGGCUUCGCCACACACCAGCUGGGGGUUGCAGGUGCUGUUCUAGAUGAAAGCACUGGAAAGGUGGUGGUUGUGCAAGACAGAAAUAAGACUAUAAACGCAUGGAAAUUUCCAGGAGGUCUGUCUAAUCCAGGAGAAGACAUUGGAGACACAGCAGUUCGAGAGGUUUUUGAAGAGACUGGCAUCAAGUCAGAGUUCAAGUCCAUCCUAAGCAUCAGGCAGCAACACGAACACCCCGGAGCCUUCGGGAAGUCAGACAUGUACAUCAUCUGCCGCAUGGAGCCCUCCUCCUUCCACAUCAGCUUCUGCCAGCACGAGUGCCUCCGGUGUGAGUGGAUGGACCUGGAGGAGCUGGCCAGGAUGGAAAACACCACACCCAUCACCCGCAACGUGGCCAGGCUCUUACUGUUCGGCUACCGGGAAGGGUUCGACAGGAUUGACAUAACCAUGAGGGAGUUCCCAGCUGUCUACACAGGCCUGUUCUACAAACUCUACCACAGGGAGCUGCCCGAGUCCUACAGAAACAUGACGUGAUAGCAAUGCGUUUCACAUUUCCUUAUAGUAAUAAUUUAGAAUUAUUAUUGCAGUGUUGCGUAUUACAGUUAUCCAUGGACUUCUUUUUCGGUAAUUAUUAAAACGUAAUUAUUCUCUAAUAAACUAAGAUAUAAAUUAGUUUUAAAGUUAA